UCACUACAUAGAGAAGACCAUCCCCGUGUGCCGCAGCCAACACGGGGGGGCCGGAGUCAUGCACCAGUGAAAAAGCGGAGCACAGUCGCGUUUUUACGAGGACUGAAGAUGCAUUGACAAAAGUAUCUUUAUUUAGCAGUAGCAUCUGGCUAAGGAAACGGCUAUGAGCUGAUCUCUCCUCUUCAUGCAGAUGCUUCUUAUUUCCUAGUAACGAUUUAACAGCCCAAGCUGUGUUAGCACUGGUAGUUUCCAGAUGGAUCUAUACUAUACAAGAAAGGACUAUGGUACACACACUGAAGAGGGUUUUUCUUACACCACCGUGUUUGCAAUGGGCUCUAGACACAAAUGCAUUUUCUCCAGGCACAGGGUCAAGAAGGGCAAUCGAGCAACAUUCCAGAAGUAACAGGGGGCCUAGCUGUGGAGGGACGUGUAAUCAGAUCAGCUUGUGCUGUGCCUGAAGAUGAACCCUCCUAGACCUCCCAUGUACUCGAAUGGGUUGUGGCAAAGAUGUGUGUUGCCAUGGUGAUUAUUCACACUAAAACACUGGAAAAGAAGGGUGUUGAUGAUGUAACCUCCAAAGAGUCAACCUUGGAGCUGCAUAAACCAUCAGCCAUGAGCCAGGGAACAGCUCUCUUCUCCUGUGGAAUCAUGGAGACGAGCCGUUGGUCGGACGUAGGCCGUGGCUGUGUGGUCCGCCCGCGGCCAGUUGGCACCAGCUUGGAGAGCCUGUGGGACGCGCUGCCCGGGGCGGGAGCAGCGGGCACCCUCAGCGGCCUGCUGCGGGACCUGAGCCUGAGCGAGACGCCCUCUGCAGGUGGUGCAGCACCACCCAGCAAACGGCAAUGCCGCUCGCUCUCCUGCUCGGAAGAGCUGGCCGGCUGCCGAUCUCCAUGGCGACCACAGGGCUCGCGGGUGUGGACAACUGUGGAGAAGAGGCGGUGUCACAGUGGGGGCAGUGUGCAGCGUGGGGGAGCCUCCAUCUUGUCAACAUCUACCCUUGCACAGGGCAGUUUCUGCGGCAUGCAGCGGAGCUCCAGCUUUAGCUUCCCCACCCGCGCUGACCUGAUGGAGCUGCCAGCGUUUGCCCAGCACCAACCCUUCACCUCCUUCACUGCUGUGGUGUCCAGCUCGAGCUCCGACCCGCCCUGCCCUCUCUCCCUCUCACAGGAACAGAUCAGUGCCCCUGAUCCUGGUGGACGGUCCGAGACCAGUUCCCCUGACUCCACUCCAGAGCUGGACCGCAGGUCGGCAGGGCAGGGAGGCCUGGCUCGCAGCCGCUCCCAACCCUGUGUCCUCAACGACAAGAAGAUUGGCAUGAAGCGCCGCAGGCCUGCUGACACCCACAAACAGAGGCCCUCUCUCGACCUGGCCAAGAUGACCCAGAAUCAAAAUUUCCAGAGUCUCAGCUGCCCUGGUUUUACUGGUGACAACUGCUGCCAGUCAGGCCAUACCCCGCCCUCUUUCAUAAGCCCCACCCACCAGAGCGGGAUCCUCUCUUCUGCAAGUAUCUACGUGGCAGAGCCUCAGCUCAGCCCCAAAGAGGACUCUUCUAUCAUUGACGAUUUGGAUGGUGACUUUCCCGGAGACUGGACGGCAGGGACGACCAAUGGGAAGGACCGGGAGCUUCCGUGGGCAGGACUGUACGGGUUGAAGAGGGAUGUGCUUGGUGGGGAACUUGAUAUAGAGCAAAUUGAGAGAAAUUGAGAGAUGGUUGGAAGGGAAUGUUGAACAGAAUGGAUAGGACUAUAACUGGUUCCAAGACUCUUGAAGAUAACUUCUCUCCUAGCAUCCUCCUUAUAAUAGUGCUGGUCUCCUGGCAGCCCCAAUGGUAAGUGUGUUCUAUGUGGAGGUGCCACCAUCUUGCUUAUUUUCUCCCCAUCUUAUGCUUCUGGUGAUUCGUGCUGAUGGGGUGGGGGAGGAGUGGGGAAGUAUUUUUUCAGAGAUUUGUCACCGGACUCAGGAGAAAUAAAUGCUCGUGCAAGUGGACUUGUUGGGACACUAGAACGUCUCUGUCUUGUUGGGACAUUAGAACGUUGAAGCUUGAAGCAGAGGGAAUUCUGGGAGUUCUCUGAGAGAGUGUGAUUGGUGUGCUGAGGCACUGCUGCAUGCUCGGAUUGGAUGAAGGCGAGUUGAUGAUGGAGAUUUUGUAGCCUUUUCUUUUACAGAGGAACCAGAGUGUGGAAAGUGCACCGUGCGUUCUUGAACCGUCCUGCAUAGCCUUACUGCGUGUGCUGGAUGAGGAGUGAGUGGGACUUCUGUUGGCAUGUAUGCACCGCUCAUCCGAUAAAGCACAUCGCAGUACAGCAACGAGGAAGGAAAGGAAAAGAGAAAAGCUUUGAGAAACUCAUGCUGUGGCUGUGGACUUACUGUUGAUCUCGCACUGUCAUAAAGUACACACAUGAACACACACAUACCCACAAGCUCACAUACACACUUGUCAAAAGUGAAAAGCUUAAUAGGGCUUCAGGUUUUAGCAUUGAAUGAGAUAUUCAGUUUCCCCUCUUCCCUUUUUUAAGCUAAUAGAAUGUAAUUUCUCUUUUUAUGAUGUGUAACUACAAAAGCAUUCUGAAAUGUACUUAUUUCUAUAUAAAUAAACAGCGUUUAAAAUGUGUUUGUAAAAUGGCUACUGACUCAAAUGUAUAGCACCACGUUUUGACUAGGGAAUUGAAUUAAAGCUAUCAAUGGGGUUUUCCACCA
This is a messenger RNA of Electrophorus electricus (electric eel), 2697 nucleotides long. Its product is annotated as protein FAM53B. Gene Ontology annotation, cellular component: nucleus. The record is from RefSeq and is a predicted model, not a curated record. Lineage: Eukaryota; Metazoa; Chordata; Actinopteri; Gymnotiformes; Gymnotidae. Gene Ontology annotation, biological process: protein import into nucleus; positive regulation of canonical Wnt signaling pathway.